Molecule: messenger RNA, 633 nt
Organism: Pyricularia pennisetigena
Lineage: Eukaryota; Fungi; Ascomycota; Sordariomycetes; Magnaporthales; Pyriculariaceae
Exons: 2
Coding region: 1-633 (210 amino acids)
Source: RefSeq, a predicted model, not a curated record
AUGAGGCUAGCACCCGCCCUCCUCCCCCUCCUGCACCUGGCCACCGCAGCGCCGACCGACCUUUCGCUCGAGCGCCGCCAGAACCUCCCGGCGGGCGACCAGAUCCAGAUCCAGACGGUGACGGUGGCGGGCAACGGCUGCCCGUCGGGCACGUUCACGAACCAGAUCAGCCUGGACCGGACGGCGGUGACGCUGGGCUUUGACCAGUUCGCGGCGGAGCUCACGCCGGCGUCGGAGCGGGAGCGGACGUGCGCGGUGGUGGUGCAGGCGCGCUACCCGGUCGGCUGCAUCACGGCCGUGGUGGAGAACACGCAGCACGGCUUCGCGGAGCUGCCCGCCGGCGUCGUCGGCACCCUGCAGGCCGCCUACGCCGUCACGCCGGGCCGCGUCGUCGGCUCCGCAGGCUCCCAGACCAGCCUCUCCGGCGCGAGCUGGGCGUUUGGCCAGCCGUGGCUCAAGACCGACAGCGUCUCCACCGCCGUGUCCACCACCGCCGCCAGUCGGGACGUGUUCAUGGUCGUCAACUUUAGGGAUUUGCUCACCACCACUGGCGGCGCGACGCUGGCUAGUCUCAGGACCGACGACAUGACCAUCGCGUUUACGGAUCAGCGCCGGUCGCCUGGACAGUGCUGA